Messenger RNA from Pocillopora meandrina, 6336 nucleotides. The record is from the annotation of a GenBank genome assembly. NCBI's taxonomy places the organism in Eukaryota, Metazoa, Cnidaria, Anthozoa, Scleractinia, Pocilloporidae.
AUGCUGUCUAAAAUGAUUCUUGGUGUCUUCAUCUCCUUUUCCCUGUUUAACUCACUGGUUAUCUGCCAAGGUUCUGUGCAGAGACAAAAUCACGCAAGUUCCAAAACGUGCAACAUCAAUAACAACUUUUAUGCUGGACCCAACAAGAAAAUCGAAAAUCUUCUCUUGGAUGUGAAAAAACAACUGAACGACAUUCGAAAGGAUCUCAACAUUUUGCCGCAGAACGAGGGAGACGACACGCAAGGUAAAUGUUCCUUUUUCUAUCAGAUGACUGUGGUUUGUUAAAUUAGAAAAGUAUCCUUCAAAUUGAAGGCGUUUUUUUAGCUGCAUGGAAUUUUAUGUUUUUUCAAGAGCAGCAAAAUUUUGCCUGAAAUUUAGAUUUAUGCGCUGUGAUCUCUCAUUUUAAGAUAAAGGUUAUUAAUCAUCGAAUUUAGUGAUUGCCCAUCCCGAUCUGUUUGUAAGCAUGUACACCAUUUACAGAUCACCUCGAACCUCGACCUCCAGUUCCUAAUAUAAGUAUGAAAGUUAUAUCUAUUUACGGAAAAAUGUCACGAACAAGUUAUGCAGACGUUUACCUAAUAUUCGUUCCUACUGACCUGCAGUUUUGCCGGACAACAAGAAUUCUUCUGAGCCGUGUACGUUUGACCAACUUGCGGCGGGAGGAGGAGGAAAUACACCCACGGCCAAAAAUAAAGGUAAGAUUGGAUACCUUAGGGAUAGUUUUAUGUUUUGUCACCUCGGUAUUUCAGUUCAAUUCAAGCCCCACAAGUCCACUUUUUGAGACACCCAUGAUUAGCAUUAACUACGUUAAUUCACGUUGUUUUACUCAGUGAUCCGUAAACUCACAUUCUCCACUGACAUGACGUUAAUGGCUGACACGGGAAGGAUCACUUUAUCGGCACAAGCAAAGUGUAUUCCGUUUGAGAUUUACUUCCGGAAACGUGUCAGAGCUAUUUCGGUUUAAACCCCUGAAGUAUCUAAUUUUGGAUAUUACAAAGCUUCGCCGAUGUGAAAAAAUAGACCGUCGUGUGAACAUUUACAUUAAUGGGAAAUUCGAGGUCGGUGGCUUGACAGAAAUAAACUGGAAUUGUGGUAUAGUUUGGAUCUUGUCGCAAGAGGAGGGGACAGGGGACUGUCUUUAGUAGAUCUAUUAAGCUGGCAUUCUGUCUGCCACAAGCUAUCAUUGGAUUGGAUUGUAUUAUAGAAUCAUGCUAUACAGCUUUAUAAUUUUUAAGACUAUGGUGUAUUAAUUAAAGCGAACAGUGUUAUGUCUUACAGGGCGUUAGAAGUUGACAUGUACAUUGGCGUUUAAGUUUUUUUCUUUACUUCCACAAUGAUUUUCAACCUUAUUUGCAGUUAUCAAGAAGAAUUGUGCCGAGCUGUAUAACAUUGGUCACAAAACCAGUGGCGUCUAUAAAAUCGACCCUGAUGGCACAGGUGCUUUUCUCGUGUAUUGUGACCAAAAGACAGCCGGUGGCGGUUGGACGGUGUUCCAAAAGAGGAUGGACGGCUCUGUCAAUUUCUACCUCGGUUGGGAGGACUACAAGAAUGGUUUUGGUAAUCUGAGUAGCGAGUUUUGGCUUGGAUUGGACAAGAUACAUCGCCUGACCCUCAGCGACUGGAACAAGGUUCGCGUUGAUCUGAGGGAUGAAGAUGGAACUAAAGUCCACGCCGAAUAUGAAUUGUUUGCAGUUGCAAGCGAGAAGAACAACUACAAGUUGAGCCUCGGAUCAUAUUCAGGUUUAUUUUGCUUAAGGACCGUUCUUAAUUUAGGGGGGGGGGGGGGAGGGCUCGUAAGAGUUUUGUUGUGUCUUGAUAAAAUUUACUUGAUCUGCUCACAAGGCUCAAUAAUAUUCUUAUCAUAAACCUCCCUUCCCCCCCCCCUACCCCCACCCAUUGACGGUUAAUUGGCUACAAUUUUCUAUAGUCGUUUCUUUGCAUUCUGUUAGCAAUGAUUGCUCGCCAUUCCUUUCCCUUUGUAAACUAUGCGAUCCCCAAAUCUUGCAUCCCCCUUCCCCGGGCGAGUAUAGCUCUUGCGACAAAGUCAAACUUCAAAAACGAAUCCUCAAUUUUAUAACAUGACCCGUACGGCCCAGCGCGCGAGGCCAUAGAAACCGUAUUAUGAAAACGUACGUGAGCCGGUCCGGAAAAAGCCGGCCGGUCCUGCACUUCCACAACAUUGUUGAAAAAACUUAAAGAAGUUCCGUUUUUGCAUUUUUGUGGUUCUGACUCGAAAAGACAAAGGAAAAAUUUGUUUGUUGUAGAGUCUUUUUUGUGGUUGUCCCGCGAGUGCCCGUCUAUCGCAUGCUAUCCACUUUUUUGUAAAUUAAAACAAAAUUUUCAAAGUCAAGUAGUGGUCAAUGCUAAAAUGCGUUAUUGUCUGAGUGGGAGGGCUGUACGGAAAAACAUUUGGCUCGAGGUCAUGACGCAUAGACCGAGUGUUGACAGAAUAAAUUAUAGGGACGAAUUUUCAAAAGGAAAGUACAAUAGCGGCUAUGUUUCACCUUCACGCAAUGACAAAAAAGGUAUUUUCCUUUAGUGUGAUAUGUACAUACCUCAUCUAUCGCCUUUUUUUUUAUGAGGAAACAAAAGUUAUAUAAAUCUCAUGUAUAUUUUCAAUAUAUAUAUAUAUAUAUAUUUUUUUUUUUUUUUUUUUUCACAGGGACGGCAGGCGACGCCCUAACCUAUCACAAUGGAAUGACCUUCACCACUAAAGAUAAGGAUAAUGACGCCCACAAGGAAAACUGUGCACUAAAGCAUAACGGAGCUUGGUGGUACAGAGGAUGUGCGUAUUCCAACCUGAAUGGUUUGCAUCAUAUUGGCACACAUGCAUAUGUCACUGAUGGGAUUUUUUGGAGAACCUGGAAGGGAUACCAAAAUUCAGUUGCAAAAGCUGAGAUGAAAAUCAAACCAGUCAAGUUUUAAAAACCGAAAUAUAAUAGAUUUGCAUUUAUCAUAUUUUUGGUUUCUUAAGCUUGAAGGCAUUGAAGACCAAGUUCGAUUAACAUUCUGAAAUUACAACUUUUGUUAGAGUAUUGCUUAAAAUAAUGCAAUUAGGCAUGGCAUUUAAGUAGAGUUUUUAUCGAGCCUUAAGCGUUUGGGAAAUAAUUAAUGAUAAGCAUAAGUAGAAGAAUGAUAAAGAAGGCGACAUCUCGCCUUUACUAGGGGGUUGUAAACUCCUAAAAUAUAACAUGUGUGAAUUAUGAUUUUUAAUUCCUUAUCAGAGAGAUGUUGUGCAUUUUAAAUAAAAAUAUGUUAAAAAAUGCUUCCGGCUCAGUUUUCGCAAAUAGUCACGGUCGUUGCUUCAUCUUUUCACACUUAACACCAUCGUCUAUUUCCGGGGGUAAACAAUUAGAAGCUUCAAACGUUAUUUUUCAUGGUUCGAUUGAAAUUAAAUGAAGUAAAACUUAUGGGGAAACACACGAUAACAUUUAAAAAAAUACUCCUGCCAAAAGUGGUCCUUACGAUUUCCCAAACGAAAAGAUUUUCCCUAGUUGCACAUGUUUUCUGUUUUUCCUUCAGUGAGAAUGGAAAAGGCUUGUCUUAUGUAGGCAGAGGACACAAAAAAGGGCUACUCUUAUCAAAGCAGGAAUCUAUAGAUUAAUAAUCUCUUUAUCAGAGAUGAUCCACUUUUCUUGAUUUCUUGAUUUUGUUUUUUCAUUCUGAUUGAUUUGGUGGCCCAUUUGAGCUGAGACAAUUAGGCUUUCGUGAUUACCGUGUGUUGAACUGUCACUAUGGCGCCUGGAGUAUAAUCUAACCUAAGAGUGCGGCAAAAGUCGAAAUUGACCAUUCGUGCAGUCGCCCACCGAAUUUUCCAAGCAAAGACUGGUGUCCAGGAAUAGGCAUAGCUAGAAAUUGAUUGGGAAUACUGGAGUUGAAAUUCAUGCUUGUGUUUCAUUUUUUCUAAUUCCACCAAAAGAAGAGUGACCUGUGGUGAAAGUGUCACUUAUGCCCUUGCAUGCAGCUUAACGAACGUGAUGUCCUCUAUUGAUUCAUUGCCAAAGUAAAUAUCAUAAUGAUUUUACUUUAUUGUCAAAAACACAUCCGCAGAUUCAUGUCUAAACAUGAAAAAAAAUUUUCGAUAAAUACCUAUGACUUCGUUUCUGUUUUUCAAUUGACGCGACUGAGCCGCAAAUGAAGGCAUAUAACCGAUUCUUUGUAUAGAACUCGGCGAAAAUGAUUGUAAUCCUCAUUCUCUGGGUUAAUGUACUGUCCUAUGUUUUGGUCAGCUCCCAAGAUUCAGUGACAAAACGAAAAGAAAAUCCUUCAUGCAACAUCAACAACUACAACAGCUUCUACGCAGGGCCGAACAAAAAGCUGGAAAAUAUUAUCUUGGACAUGAAGAGACAACUGGACGAGAUUCGGGAGGAACUGAAGAAUCUGACAGAGAAGGACGUGAACAGUGAUAAAGGUAAACUGAAGUUCUUAAACUGAAAAAGAAAAAUUAUUUUUUGUUCAUGAACUUUUCCUUUCGAAAAUUAUCAUACUGCUGUUGGAAGUUCGACGACACCACAGCUCACUAUAACUCUAACCAUCACGGCUUUCUCUUCGCCUGUCACCGCCUGCCUUUACACGCACGUAAACUGGCGAUGUAUACGUGAUGCAAAUUAAUUAGAUUGCACGCAAUCUUACCGAUGACCAUGAACAGAAUAGAGGUAAAUUAAAAACAGCAUGAGAACUCCGGAGUCCAGAAUAUCGUGGUAAUUAAUUUUAGGCGACUUUCCUCGUUUUGUUGAGCUUCGUUAAACAACAGGUUAUACACUCCGCGCCUUCUUUACUAGUAAUCAGUCUUAAUUUUUGUCGUCAGUUCUAGAUCUGUGCUCGUUUUCUCAGCUUUAAUGAAAAUGUCGCAGAAAUACUAUUCUUUCGUUAAUUUUUUUCUUUCUCAUCACAAGACUUGCCUUACAAUAAAAACUGUGCUGAGCUUUACAAAUCUGGUAAAACAGUGAGUGGAGUUUAUACGAUCAACCCCGAUGGUUCAAGUGCCGGUGCCUUUGAUGUAUACUGUGAUCAGAAAACAUCUGGCGGGGGCUGGACAGUGUUUCAGAAGAGACUGGACGGCUCCGUUAAUUUUUACCGAGGGUGGAAUGAUUACAAAAAAGGCUUUGGUAAUCUGUAUGGCGAGUUUUGGCUUGGACUGGACAAGAUAAACCGCUUAACGAGCAGUGACAGAUACAAGCUGCGUGUUGAUCUAGAAGACACCGAAGGAAAAACAGCCUAUGCAGAAUAUAGCUUGUUCGCUAUCACGAGCGAGAGGACUAAGUACCAGCUAAGUCUCGGAAGCUAUUCAGGUUGGAUAUGAACUAUAAACUGACAGUAAGAAAUUAUUAUUUUCUGUCACUGUAGUAUAAUUAUUAUAUUUUCUGACGGGCCAAUCUUUUUCAUUUUCUUUUAGGAACUGCAGGUGAUUCUCUCUCUCUUCAUCGAGGCCAGCCAUUUUCAACCAGAGACCAGGACAAUGACAGCUGGGACUUAAACUGUGCUGUUCUAUAUAAAGGAGCUUGGUGGUAUAAGGACUGCCAUCACGCCAACCUAAAUGGUCUGUAUCAUCACGGGAAACACUCGUCAAACGCUGAUGGUGUCAACUGGUAUCACUGGAAAGGACACAGUUAUUCCGUCAGAAGAGCUGAAAUGAAAAUCAAGCCCGUAAACUCUUAAAUCAUCAUCAUUCAUCAGUCUUUUCCUUUUCAUUUAGCCGAUCAGGAGCAUGAGCUGAGCGGAAGUGACGCAAAGUCAAACGGCCUUUGCAAUGUGCCUUUGCGUGACUUCCGCUCAGAGAAAAGGAAACUGGAGAAACUGCUAACAGGCUGCCUCAAUACCAAAUAGUUAGUAAAACAAGUGGAUGAAAUUUUAACAAGCAAUUUGAUUAUAAUGCGUGAUGGUCAUAGACUUCAAGUGAUGUAACAUCAAUGACGUAAAAUCGUUGUAGAAAUAUAGAGGAACAUAUGAGUUCUGGUAAGAGAUGCGAAUGCCAGCGCGGAAACACGAAGCUGAGCAGAUUGUAACUUAGAAAAUAAAAAACCGUUUCAAAUCCAUCCAAUCUGUUCUUAACGUGUCGUAGAAACACAUAGUAACAUCUCAUUACGUGACUGUACAUGUGUGUUUCCCCGGCUGCUGUUUGGAACUCUCUACUGACAAUUGCUGAAGAUAUUUCGAGUAUUUCAUUUCCCAAUCUGACCAGUAAAUGACGUUCAAUUAUCAAAUGAAAACUUUUUUAUGUUAUGUCACAGGCUCAUUCAUCUCCAAGUAGCAAAUUAGGCCGGGUGAAAAUCAACAUCUCUCCCACACUUCUCAGUUACUUUGAUAAUUCAUUUACAGCUGAAAAAUACAACCCUG